GAACAACUUGUGGUCACUUUCGUCGCUGGUUACAUUGCUGGUGUGUUCUGCGCUAUUGUUUCGCAUCCAGCUGACACUGUAGUAUCGAAGUUGAACCAGGAUGCUGGCUCUGGAAUCGGCGGUAUCAUCAAGAAACUCGGAUUUGUUGGACUUUGGAAGGGACUGGUUCCCCGUAUUAUCAUGAUCGGUACACUAACUGCUGCUCAAUGGUUCAUUUAUGAUUCUGUGAAAGUAGCGUUGCACCUUCCUCGCCCACCCCCACCAACUAUGCCCGAAUCCCUAAGAUUGAAGUUGGAGGCUGCGAAAGUCCAUACUCAUUAA
Molecule: messenger RNA, 321 nt
Organism: Strongylus vulgaris
Lineage: Eukaryota; Metazoa; Nematoda; Chromadorea; Rhabditida; Strongylidae
Source: the annotation of a GenBank genome assembly